ACACUCAAACUUCUUCCUAAACACAUCUACUGGCUCCAUAAUUCUACUUUCGGAGUUCAAUUUGUAUUCAGCAACACUGUCUGACGACCAUGGCACCUCUACAGUUUGCAUCGGUGUCGGCUGUUGAUCAAGUGCAGCAACAUCAGGCAUACCCCGGCCUAGCUCCGAACGCAGCAGCAUCCACAGUGCUACUCUUCUCGGUGAUGCUCCGAGCUGCGCUGUACAUCCGUGACGACGGGGAGCUGAGAGUGAAUGCCAGCCAGUGUCCAGGACAACAGUAUCCGGAGACAAACCGACUUCAACGCUUCUGCGGUCCGCCGGCAGGUGCUGCAAUGGACACUCAGGUCAGCUCCAUCUGCAAGUACAUGUCCCACGAUGGCGAGUUCCUUCUGGCUAUGGACCUGACUACAGGUAUGCUGACAACUGUCCAGACACAACUGCAGAGUCGCGCUGCAGAACACGGUAUUUGCGUUCAGUUCGAAGAGGUCGCGAUGCCAAGCAGCAACCCUGGUGCUGUACCAGGACAUGGCGACUCCGUGCAGCUCGUUGGAUUCGCAGACGGACGAGAUCAGCACCCAGUGGUACUAUCAGGUAGACCAGUAACGGAGAUGGACAUUUGUCGGACUGGUGUUGAGCCCUUUAUGCAGGUGACCAGACGCGACGACAACACUAUGGCCGAGGCUCGCCAUUUCGUCAUCGUCACUCCAGGUGAUGUCAUCAGACACUCCGCUAGUCAGCACCGUCCAGAACAGCAGCAAGAGUGUGGCGAUCAGAUUCGUUCCUCGUAUCCGUUGUUGUGGAGUUCAGAUACAGUGUGUGCUGACAGUGAGGAUGAUGGUAGUGACUAUGAUCUGGAUGAUGAUAAUGAAAUGGAGAUGGCAAACGAGAACUCGAUCGUGUUUUCUAACACUACAUAGCUACGUGGAUUGUAAUACACGUACAUUGUACAAUGUCCAUGCACAUGUUCAUUAUGUACAUCGUAUUCCGUAGUCAUGCACUUCUACAUUCGCCCUUAACCUGCUGUUGCACAGCGCUCCGGUUAAUUCGCAUUCCAGUGUCGUGCCAAACACAUCAUUGGCCAUAUUGCUCCGUUGUUAUUGAGGGUCCCUAAACUCAAACAUGGUCUCUUUGCUGCUUACAUAACUUGAAAUGUUCAUUAAUUUUAGAAAAGUGACUGAGAGUGACUAACAAUAUAAUAACAACCUUCCUGUUAGAAUCCCGAAACCAUUUUUGUUUUACUAUUAUCAUCUGUGCAGUAUGAAACAGACGCCUUCUGCCAUGAUUUCUUCCAUCACCUAAACUCAACAUUUUACUUGGCAUAACUGCAGACUCUUGGUUCUCCAAACUAACCACUGUUGGUUCUCUAACGGCUUGGCUUACGUUAGUUCGUCUCACGCACACUACAACAUGUAAUGAGGCUUGUUCUACUUGUUUUACACCAUGCUGCAUAACACAUUCCUCAGGUUGUGUAGACUCCACCUUAGCCUAUUCAUGUCUCACACAACUAUUGUAUACAUAUUAAUCACUACCCAAAACGGUCUUCCAAGAUGGGCCUGGCCUGAAAAGUUGAAUAAAACUAAACUUUUGU
Molecule: messenger RNA, 1588 nt
Organism: Sycon ciliatum
Lineage: Eukaryota; Metazoa; Porifera; Calcarea; Leucosolenida; Sycettidae
Exons: 2
Coding region: 90-917 (275 amino acids)
Source: RefSeq, a predicted model, not a curated record